Messenger RNA from Fusarium oxysporum Fo47, 1542 nucleotides. RefSeq names its product glycosyltransferase. The transcript is spliced from 3 exons. Gene Ontology annotation, molecular function: UDP-glycosyltransferase activity. Lineage: Eukaryota; Fungi; Ascomycota; Sordariomycetes; Hypocreales; Nectriaceae. The coding region runs from base 1 to 1542 and encodes 513 amino acids. The record is from RefSeq and is a predicted model, not a curated record.
AUGGAGGGAUUGAAGCGCCUACUGCUGUUCACCAAUAGUGACUUCGGUCAAGCCAACGUAGUUCUCGCUACCGCCCACGAACUCGGUAUUGCCUGUGAAGAUGUCGAAAUCCAUAUUGCUUCAUUCCAGGACCUAAGAAGCGGAGUGGAUGAUGCCUCAAGAUUCAUGCAGACAACUGCAGCUCAACAGAAGAAGAAAACCCCUCGACCCUUCGUGUUUCACAAGAUCGAAGGAACGAGCUGGGGACCGGCUACCAAGCGUCCGGAAACGGCAAUUUUCGAAACGCUCGAGCUGACCCCGGGAGUUGUGAACUCGGCAAAAGGCGUGGCUAUUUUACCGGCUGUCAUGAUACCCUGGAGCCCGAGAGAGUUUCUCGAUAUGUACAAGGAAACAGAACGUGUAUUCGAUGAAGUCAAUCCAGAUCUCACUAUCGUUGAACCGCUGUUUACCCAAGGCUUGACCUUUUGUCAUUACCGAGGUGCCAGGUGGAUGGUCCUUUCGCCGAAUACGAUUAAAGAGUUUGCAGUUCCGGUGCAGCCAAAACUAGCUGCUCUGUGGAAUGCUUGCUCGGCCUUGCCUUAUCCUAUACCAUGGAGCCUCAUUCCAUGGAAUAUUUACUUUGGCUUUGUGGCUGGCUACACUCUACUCACAGAUACCCGACUGAAAAAGACGACUGAGAUUCUUAGAGAUGAGAUAGACCCUUCCAUCUCGCUCAUGACAAUGAUGGAACUAGGCGUUUUGAGGCCAGCGCCGCCAAAUCUUCCUAUCCUCGUGGCCAAUAGUCCUGAUAUAGACUACCCGUUCAGUAUCAUACCCCCACAGCUGACAUUGUGCGGUCCCAUCAUACGAGCUGCUCCGCCUAUCAGGGAAGUUGACGCAGGUUUAGCCGAAUGGCUCAGCCAAGGUUCAACUAUAUACGUCAAUCUGGGCACGCAUCACAAAUCGAAUCCCACUGAAGCUCAUCAAAUGUCCAAAGCCUUCAGAAAGGUCCUCGAACACGCUGAUACACUGCAUUCUGCGGGGAAGCCUCUUCAAAUUUUGUGGAAGCUAGGACGCGUACCUGACGAAGAAGGCAACGCCCCAAAGCGAGACACUUAUACCGGCGAAUGGGCUCUGGUGACUGAUGAACUACAGGCUUACAUCAAAUCAGACAGGGUGCGUCUCACGGACUGGCUUGUUGCUGAACCAAAAUCUGUCCUGGGAUCGCAAAACAUCGUUUGUUCUGUGAGUCACGGGGGAGCUAAUUCCUUCUACGAGGCGCUAUGUUCUGGCAUCCCUCAGGCGCUUCUACCUGCUUGGACGGACUGUUACGAUUUCGCGAACCGUGUUGAGCUACUCGGCAUUGGGCUUUGGGCGAAUAAGGAGGCGAAGCCCCGAUGGCAAGAGGACGAGUUCGCCGAGGCGUUGUUGGAGAUUUUAUUCGGACCGGAGUCCGCGGGGAUGCGAAAGAGGGCAGAGGAGGGUGCGAGUCGUCAUCCGGAAUGGGAGGGUCGGCAGAUGGCUGCUCAAGAGAUUCUCAACUACUUGAUGAGGUUGGGAUAA